This is a messenger RNA of Perca flavescens (yellow perch), 1022 nucleotides long. It is a transcript of the gene c2h22orf23, whose product is annotated as chromosome 2 C22orf23 homolog. NCBI's taxonomy places the organism in Eukaryota, Metazoa, Chordata, Actinopteri, Perciformes, Percidae. The record is from RefSeq and is a predicted model, not a curated record. Bases 109 to 822 code for a protein of 237 amino acids. The transcript has 7 exons.
UACUUGGUUGCUAUAGCAACGGACCGACGCGGCUGUCUCGACCGAAAUUAGCUAUCUUUAGCGGUAGCUAAGUGUUUACAAAGGACUAAAGAAGUGUUUGAGUUGCAGAUGGAGACCUCACGGAGUAGAGAUGGCAGAGGACUGUGGAACAACCCCAGAGCCACCCAGUACAGCAAGGAGACCCAGGAUCUGCUGAGAUUAAUGAUGCAGGAAUCAAAACUCACCAACCUCCAGAGAAAACAGAUCAACGAAUGCCUCAAGAAUGGAGCUGCUCUACCACUGACCUCUGAGUCCACAUCACCAGCUUCUGCCCCUCAGCCUAAAACCAGUAAAUCUGUUCAGAAACGUCUGCCAGGCAAUCCUCAGAGACGCAGCGCUGAAUCUUGUCGCUCUGGGAACAGCUAUGUCAGAGAAAAGUUCCAUCCUGGUCCUAUAAGGGACUCGGAGAAAGAGAAGAGGAGGCUUCAGAACAUAUUGGCAACGGGAAAAGAAGAGCCAACAGUUGCAGCUUUCCAAAAUGUUCGUGCAUGUCGGAACCUAGAAGUGGCAGAGCAGAAAGACGAGUAUCAGGAAGUUCUGGAUGAGAUAGAGGAGAGAAGACAGUUUCUGGCAGAUAUGACCUCUCUGGGUCUGGAGAAGCAGUACAUCAACAUCAUCACCACUGAGAUAUCACAGAGGAUUCGAGAACUGCAGGUGUUGGAUAAGGCCCGCAGUCCCAACAAGGAUGAAAUGAUGUCUGAGAGGAAAGGGGAGACUGCAGAACAGAUGACAGAAACAAUGGAUUUGAAAGAGACCGUAGGAGAGAAGACUCACUGCCACUGACUGAGCACUUGGAAAUGACUUGGAAAUCAGGUGCAAGCAAUACAACCUCAAAUUCAGAUUAUGAAUGGGUCGAGUUAAGUGCGACAUAAUGAAUUUGGUAGUAAUGUCUGCAAAGAGGUUUCAGCUGACCCGCUGCACAGCAGUGAAGACACAACUGUGGCAUCAUGCUGUGAAAGCAUUAAACUUACAAGAAACAUGAA